AUGCUUCUUCAAUCGAAGUCAGCGACUCAUGUUUUAAGACGAGAUUUGACAGCAAGAGUGAAGAAUCUGAAAUUAAAUGAUAAUAUAAAACGAGUCGAUCGUCGAAACGCAGCGUAUCUCCUUCGACACACCACAUGGAAAGAUUUGGUGGAAUUGUACGAAAUCGCGAAACCGUUUAGAAAAUGGAUUAUUUUGGGCACCAGUUUCAUGGUGGUUUCCAGUGGAAUCUUUCUAAUUAUCCCUCGAAUACUGGGAAAACUAAUCGAUCAAUUCGAUAGUGAUACUAGAAAAUCUGAAGAGGAAAUAACUAUGAAGAUUGCAAAGUUUUUCAAGGAGCAACCGAUGGCACUGGUUGGAUUGUUAGCUGUUGGUGCACUGGCGACGGCUGCAAAGGUGUAUUGCUUGCAGAUUGCAGGAGUGAAUAUUGUUGGAAGUCUCCGUAAAGCAGUCUACAGUUCGAUUAUCCGACAAGACAUGACAUUCUUCGAUAAGAAUAUGGUUGGAGAAAUCGGUUCCCGUCAUGCUGCCGAUACAGUCAUCGUCGGUUACUCUGUCUCAUCAUCACUUCGUGCCGGAGUACGAGCGGUACUUGUUGGAGUGGGAUCUGUUGGAAUGAUGUUAAUGACUUCCGUUGAAUUAUCGACAGUUUCUUUCUUAACCGCCCCGAUUGUGAUUGGAAUAUUCAAAAUGUUCGGAAGGGUGCAACAACAGUGUACGUGGCAAUUGCAGGAGGUGGCAGCAGAUGUUAAUCAGACAGCUAUCGAACGAAUGGCCAAUAUGAAGACAGUGAGAAUGUUGAGUGCUGAAGAACAAUCGAUUAGUGAAUACAUUAAGAAAGGAGAGCUAGUUCUGGAUAUCUCUAAGACUGAGGCGUUGGCGAAAGGAAGUUUAAUUGGAUCGUUCCAAUUCACCGGAUAUUCUGCAUUCUCCUCAAUCCUAUUCUAUGGAAGUCAUUUGAUCAACACGGGACAUAUUACUUAUGGAGAGCUCUCCUCGUUCUGUCUAUAUGCUGUUCUAGCUGCAGCAAGUCUCUCAAAUAUCUCCGGUUUCUAUAAUGAAGUGAUGAAAGGUCUCGGCGCUUCAUCUCGCCUGCUGGAAUUGAAGAAUUCUCAACCAGUGAUGAAUUUGACGACUGGAAUUCGAAAGACUGACAUCCAGGAGGCAAUUCGAUUUGAGAAUGUGUCAUUUGCCUAUGCUGGACGAAAGAAGACACUGGAAAAUAUAUCUUUUGAUAUUCCACGUGGCAAGAUUACAGCAGUCAUCGGACCAUCGGGAAGUGGAAAAUCAUCGAUUGCGAGUCUAAUGUUGAGACUAUAUGAUCCAGCAGAUGGACGGAUUACUGUAGAUGGUGUUGAUCUACGUGAUAUAAAUGCAACUGCUUGGAGACAUGCGAUUGGAACUGUCGGACAAGAACCCGUCCUUUUUACUUGUUCGAUUCGAGAGAAUAUUCUGAUGGGAGCAGAAUUUCCGGAUAGAAUCAGUCAAUUCCAGCUGGAGGAGGCUGCACAAUUGGCGAAUGCGCUGGAUUUUAUUCAAGGAUUUGAGAAUGGUUUUGAGACGAUGGUCGGCGAACACGGAUGCAAGUUGAGCGGUGGUCAAAAGCAACGAAUCGCAAUCGCCCGCGCUCUAAUCUCUAAACCAAAAAUUAUGAUCCUUGACGAAGCGACAAGUGCCCUAGAUGCCACGUCAGACUACUUGAUCCGAAUGACUUUGGAUAAUUUGUUGAAAAAUCACAACCUGACAGUGCUAGUCGUGGCGCAUAGACUUGCCACAAUGCAACAAGCCGAUCAAGUCGUUUAUGUGAAUCGUGGUCGAAUCGAGGGUCAAGGCACUUUUGAUGACAUGAUGAAAAUUCAGAAUUCGAUUGUCGAGCAGGAAGCAAGACGACGUGGAAUUCCAAUGAAUGAGCAAAUGAGUCGAGUGAAUACACCGACGGCUUAUGGGACUUCUUUGAAAUUUUGA
Messenger RNA from Caenorhabditis remanei, 1962 nucleotides. RefSeq lists its product as uncharacterized. The transcript has 7 exons. NCBI's taxonomy places the organism in Eukaryota, Metazoa, Nematoda, Chromadorea, Rhabditida, Rhabditidae. Gene Ontology annotation, molecular function: ABC-type transporter activity; ATP hydrolysis activity; ATP binding. The coding region runs from base 1 to 1962 and encodes 653 amino acids. Gene Ontology annotation, biological process: transmembrane transport. The record is from RefSeq and is a predicted model, not a curated record. Gene Ontology annotation, cellular component: membrane.